Messenger RNA from Parascedosporium putredinis, 1650 nucleotides. Lineage: Eukaryota; Fungi; Ascomycota; Sordariomycetes; Microascales; Microascaceae. The record is from the annotation of a GenBank genome assembly.
AUGGUGGGCUCCGAGCCCCAGCGCACAGACGCAUCGGGCCAGUCUGCCACUACAGAGCUGAGCGAUGAGGACUAUGCUCGCAAGCUCCAGGCAGAGUUUGACCGCGAAGCGCUGCAGCCAUCUGCUGGCCAGAUCGCUGUGAUAGCGAACUCUACCGAUAAUAAGAGCGAUGCGAACCAGCAGGUUUCGGCCACCGUCCCGGAUAAAACAUCAGAGGAUGUGAUGCCCUCGCCUCGGAGGCCUGCAAACACCUUGAUGUUACAGGCUUCCGGGGUGACUGAAGACACCAUCUCGUCUACCAUACCACUUGAUGAGAGCCCGUUCACCAUUUAUGACAAGUACGGGGAUGCCGGGGAUGUCGCAUUUGAGGCUAAGAAGAAGCAGAGCUUCACAUUGAGGAAACCGAAGCCACUCACGAUCAAAGCGGUGUAUCAAUCUCUUGUCAAGAUUGCAAUGACACAGGGCCAAGGGAGCGCGGAGGGCAAGCAGCGUAUCGUUGAUCAUUAUAACGUCCUAGUGCCUGCGCUUCUCGAGGUGGGAGUGUGCGAGGAGCUCCUUCUUCGCUGCUGUCUCACGCUACACGUUCCCCUGAGGCCUAUGCUUGGCAAGCUGAUGACGGAUAAAUACCCGGACUUGGUGGCGCUUAUCCCUCAAGUACGAGGUGAUAAUGUGGAGAGCUUCAUCAUGGAGGGCGAAGUUGUGGCGGUGGAUGCCGCCACUGGGGAGUUGAAGAAUUUCCAGACGUUAACUAACCGCGCACGGAAGGAUGUUGAGCUUGGGUCGAUUACCAUCCAAGUUUGUCUCUUUGCCUUUGACCUGAUGUACGUCAACGAGGAAUCGCUGUUGAACAGACCAUUCCGGGAACGGCGAGAGAUCCUCCGCUCGCUCUUCAUCGAAGUCCCUCAAAGAUUCACUUGGGUUAAAAGCCUUGAUGCGACAUCUCAAGACUCUGACAGGGUGCUUGAAUUCUUCAAAAGCGCCGUCGAGAAUAAGUGCGAAGGCCUUACCCCUAAACCCUUGGCAAACGGUAAAAAGAAAGGCAAGGGAAAAGCGGCCGAGGAUGACGAAAAGAAGAAGACGAGACGGAAGCCUGUACUAGCGACAUACGAACCUGAUAAACGCCUCGAUUCGUGGCUAAAGGUAAAGAAGGACUAUAGCUCAAGUUUUGAUACCUUGGAUCUCAUCCCCAUUGGCGGGUGGCAUGGACAGGGGCGCAAAGCGAAAUGGUGGUCUCCGAUCCUUCUCGCCGUCCGAAACGACGAAACUGGGUCCUUUGAAGCGGUGUGUAAAUGCAUGUCCGGCUUCACCGAUGUAUUUUACAAGGCAAACCGCGAAUUCUACGACGAUGGUGAGGUAAGUGGCGAGCCUAAGAACGUGAGAACACGCCGGCCCGGCUUCAUCGAGUACUCUGGACCGGAGCCGGAUGUGUGGUUCGAGCCACAAGAGGUCUGGGAGAUGGGCUUCGCGGACAUCACCCUCAGUCCGACGAGGGCCUUCAAUAAGUUGAUCGACCUCAGAUCAGCCCAAAAAGACCGGGACGGCAACCUUCUCAAGAGGCGGCCCUCCAUGUCCCUAACACCCGAAGAGGCCAUUCAAGCAACGCAGCUCGUUGUGACGAAGCUGACUCUUCUUUGCAGUUACCAAGGAUAG